CCAGACUGGCGCAGCACAGUCUGUCAGCGACAGCAGCCUCGACUACACGCGCUAGCUCGCUACUCCGUUCUCUCUCUCCGCAUCUCUAUCCCUUCUCCGCACAUAUACCUUGCCGGUGUUUUACGUUCGUGUGCGCACCAAGUGAUCGUGUUUUUUAUUUUUUGUUGCGUGAGGACAGUGAGAAAGUUGAGGAUAUUUUUUGGUUUGGUUCUUCUGCGGUGGUAGACGUACACACACACACGCGCACGCAUAGUGAUCAUGAAGAUGAUGGUGGUGCAGUUGAUGGCGGUGGCGCUGGUUCUGGCGGUGCAAGUGGCCGGUUAUCCGCAGGAUCGACUCAUGCCAGAUGGAGCUCCCGUUCCUGAGCAGGACAAAACCGGUUACGAGGAUUCCGAAGCUGCGGCAUCGGAGACAGGCGGCGCCGAGGAAGCCUACGACGACGGCGACGACUCGGACAUGUACAUGGAACCGGACGGUGCCGAGAGUACCCAAACGGCAGCCCGACACGAAACCCAACACCACACCGAGACUACCUCGUCCCACCAAUCAGAGGAGCCUCACGAUCAACCAGCUGCGAACCCUCACGUGACCAUCGUAGCAGUCCGCCCCGUACAGACCUCCAUCCAGGUGACCUCCAGCGAGUCAACGGAGUCAUCCUCCGUCUCCAGAUCGAUCGACUACAAGCAGGAACCCGAGGAGAAGAGCCUCGAGACCGACAGCCAGAACUUCUUCCCGUCCUUCGCUGAGCUCUUCGGAAACCACCGUCUACCCUUCACCGAACACCAGCAGCAGCGCUACCGGCCCAGUCGCUUCCUUGGCUACUUCCAGCGCGACAGGCCCUACGCCGUGGCGGCCUCCUCCAACAAGGAACCGGCUCUCCUCGGCUCCGGUAACUUCGGCGUCAUCAGAGGCGGAACCUACUACCCGGAGGACAAGGAGCAGGACGAGUACAGCAUCGACGAGACGGCCUACAGUCCUUUCUACCACGGAACCGGUCGCGGCCGAUCCAACUACUACAAGAACCCUAAGCCGCAACCGGUCAGAGGCGGUGACUUCUUCGCCAACUUCCGUGACUUUGCCGACAUCACAGCCCCACCGAAAUCCAGCUUCUCGCACCUCUCGGUGGUCUACGCCGCCAAGAACGGAAGCAGCGCCGGUCGAGCUCCCGAACAGCCCAGGAACAUCAUCGAGACCCUGAGGAUGCUCGAGGAGGAGGAGGACGUGCCGAUGGCCAAGACGACAACGACGGAGGUGCCCGUGAAGAAGCUCAGCCAGGGCAAGAGGAAACUCAUCAAGAUCAAGAAGUACCAGGAGGAGAAGGCCCGGAAGUCGCGCAUGACCGUCGAACCUCUUCUCGCUCUCAGUUGAACGUGAAAUUGGCGCAGGAGAUCGAAACGACUUAAUAUAUUUUUUUUUUACCGAUGGAAGGAGGAACGCACGCGCGCGCACUGCUAGCUUUUUUUACGCGUUACGGUAAUCCGGCCAUGGAAAAGUCUGAAAAACGUGCGGGAGUUUAUCGAUGAUUCCUUUUUUUACGUUAUAAGGUUGUACGCACGCGCGCGCGCUCGUGCUCGGAAGGAUCGAUGUCUGAUGGGGGAAGCUGAAUUUCGAGAGUAAAAUCGAUUUUCGAAUUUCUCGUACGGAGCGAUUGAUUUUUAUCACUUACUUAUACGUAUACUAUCGUAGUAUUGUAACUUAAUGCAUUGUCAUUUUAUCAUUCAGCAGGAUUCAUUAUUACGGGCGUUCGAUAAGCUUAGUUUUUAAGUUCGCGGGUGUUUGAAGAGUGGAAUCGGUUCGCGAGGACUUCGGCAAAAUACAAUACAGCAAUAGAAAUUUGAUCACGAAUAAAUUAUGAAUUAAUUUUGUGCUCUUUGAAAUAAGAGCACGAAAAUAAUUCGAUUCUCUAACAUUUAACGAAAAAAUGCAAGACUGAUUCAUUCUUCAAACGUAAAAAAGCACACUUUCGUUAAAAAAGCUCGUUGACAGGCGUAACUCCCUUGGAAAAAAAAACGAACCACCCAUCAGUGCGUCCCAUCACUCCGCUUCGCGUCAACAGCUCUCGACACUACACAAGGCAAGCUCACUGACUCGCGCGAUGAUGAUCUACAAACGUGUCUGACCUAAAACGAUUACGCGAGUGCUAUACACCCGCGCCCUUUUCGCGUUCCGCUCGAGCGAGCAUAUAAAGUAAGCGGCACGCGACGACGACUUUCGCAUUCUCGCCGCGAUUUUCCAUUCUCCGCGAGAGUCAGAUGUGUGCUCGAGAGAUAAGAGAGCCGUGUGUGAUGUCGGUGCUUCAAUAUGGUCAUUUUCAACGGGGUGCGGUAGACUUGCUAUUCGGGAGUAACGAUUAUCGUCGUCGUGCCGAGGAUCGAGAGAUCGUAUCUUCCGCGCAAAGAGCAAUGUUUCGGAUGACGGAACGUGUGAACUUUCGAGAAGACGAAAAAAAUCACAAAUCGCGCACAAUCUUGCCUAGAAUCGAGCUGACCACUCACGAAUGACUCGCUCGCAUUAUGCACUUAUCAGUGAGAGGGUAUCAACCUCGUCGACAAGAAGAAGAAAAAAAUAAGGAACAAAAGAGAACCGCGAAUCGCCGGUCGUCAUUAGGAUUUAAGGCCAACGAAACUCGUCUCGCGUUUUCAUCCAAUUUUCGUGUACACAUCAUUAUAAUAAUAUAAUUAUAAUAAUAUUAAAAAAAAGCACGCAGGCAUGGUGGUGUGGAUAAAAAAGGAAAAAAAAAGAUUGACACACGUGGAAAAAAAGAAACGUAUAAGGAGGAGCGAUAAGAAACAGGACGACUAGUGAUGGAACUCCAGGCGCGGGAUCGGCUGCCCUUGGAAUUCCAUCGCUACGAGACUGACCUUCGUGUCGCGGGAGACAAGAUCUUACGGCGAGGCGAAUACUGGAGCAGGGUAACUCGGAAAAACUCUCUCGUGCGAAUGCUAAGGCUCUGAGAGAGAUGCUGUCUGGAUCAUGAGAAAGUCGAAUUUUUCGAUCUAAUGUACGGAGCCUUGGCUGUCAAAAUUUAUGAUUCGCAAGAUUUUCGGAUGAUCGAUUUUUAUUCGAACACAUUGUAAUUCGCAGAACACCGACACUUUACCGUAGAUCUUGUGUGUAUUGUUAUCUCAUUUGUUGUUGACUAUUGUAGCGAUAGACGUAGACUUUAUUCGAGGAUUGGAAAACCAGUGGAAACGUAUGCAGAACAAAGGAGUGAGAAAUUAUAUUACGUACUCGAAAAAAAAGUUAAAAUAAACGAGUCGCCUCCCGUAGAGGCGGAGCCGAGACAAAAAAUCGAAUAAAUAACGUAUUACACGUAGACAUAUAUUUCUUUUGUAAAACUACUAUCCUCUUCGAGUGAUUUUCCAUUCCUGAAAUCCGAAGGAAAAACCCAGCUUUCAGAAAUAAAUUCACCUGCAUUCUCGCCCUUUUUCGGAAGCUUGGAUGAUCGAUCGAAUCGCAAUACUUUUACAAUUUUUUUAAAACAAACGAUCGUUCAAGUCUAACGAAAAAGUCUCCAAACAAACGAAUCCAACAUACCUCUACUUGAUGCACUUCCUCAUCUGGGCUAUCAUUUUCCCGAUACCCUCGUGUAUGUCAGCGUAGCUCGCCUGCGUGUCCAUCCAGGCCGGGGUGCUGUACGCGUUGUACUGCUUGCAGUGCGUCACGCCCUUGACGUCCUUCAGCUCGACCUUGGCGCCCAUCUGCUUGACCUUCUCGAUCGCGUCCGAGUAGACCCACUGCUCCUUCGGACCUGUGCGCACGUAUAUGGAGGGAAGAGAUGGGUCGUUGUUUUGUACGACCGGGAUGUAGAGAGGUGGAAAAUCACGAGAAUACACUGUGUACUUUAAUUUUUAAAUGGUAAUUUUUGUAAAUAAAAUACUUAUAAAUAA
Molecule: messenger RNA, 3890 nt
Organism: Nasonia vitripennis (jewel wasp)
Lineage: Eukaryota; Metazoa; Arthropoda; Insecta; Hymenoptera; Pteromalidae
Exons: 3
Coding region: 259-1368 (369 amino acids)
Source: RefSeq, a predicted model, not a curated record